Molecule: messenger RNA, 3577 nt
Organism: Apus apus (common swift)
Lineage: Eukaryota; Metazoa; Chordata; Aves; Apodiformes; Apodidae
Gene: GABRG3
Product: gamma-aminobutyric acid type A receptor subunit gamma3
Exons: 10
Coding region: 626-1996 (456 amino acids)
Biological process (GO): chloride transport; signal transduction; regulation of postsynaptic membrane potential
Cellular component (GO): synapse; dendrite membrane; GABA-A receptor complex
Molecular function (GO): transmitter-gated monoatomic ion channel activity involved in regulation of postsynaptic membrane potential; inhibitory extracellular ligand-gated monoatomic ion channel activity; GABA-A receptor activity
Source: RefSeq, a predicted model, not a curated record
GGCGGCGAGGCGGGUACCUGUUGGGCAGGGAGAGGGGACGAGGUGCUCCCCCACGCGGGGAGACCCCCCCGGCAGGCUUCUCUGCUGCCGCGCUGCGGGGCUGGGCGCGGGCCAGGCGCUCCGCCGGGGGGGCGGUGCGGAGUGCACCCUUUCCCCCCCAGCCCGGCCCACCCCGCUCCUUGGUGCCGGGGGCCCGGCGGGGCCCGGGCUCCCCUGCGCUGUGCACAGCCCGGGGGGCACGGCCAGCGCCAGCUGGGGGAGCGGGAGGGGCCGCGUCGCUGCUCCCGGCAGCUGAUUGCUAGGAAGGGGUGAGCGCCGCAGCUCGGUGCCCGCUCAACACCUGUCAGACCGUGGAGCCUGAUUUAUACCUGGCCGUGGCAGCCUAUCUUCUGGGGAUUUCCCAUUCGUCCCACUUCUUUUUUUUUUUUUUUUUUCUUUUCGCCUCCCCCCUCCCUUCCUGGAACGGUGUGAAAGGGGGUAUUUUCUUCAGGGUAUAAAGCUGAUAAUACGGAGGAAGAGAGGCUAAGAGCUUCACCUCAUUGCCUCAUUCUUCCUCCCAUGUGAACCUCCUGCAACAUUGCCUUCAUCCUGCCGCACCUCUCACCUGGCCAGCGCUGCUCAGAUCAUGUCCGCUAAGCUCCUGCCGGUCUUCUUCCUCCUCUCAGUGUUUCACGCCUGUUCUAGAAAAGUCGAAGAGGAUGAAUAUGAAGAUGGAACAUCUAACCAAAAAUGGGUUUUAGCUCCAAAAACACAAGACACAGAUGUGACUCUCAUACUAAACAAGCUGUUGAGAGAGUAUGACAAAAAGCUACGUCCAGAUAUUGGAAUAAAACCAACAGUUAUUGAUGUUGACAUUUAUGUCAACAGCAUUGGUCCUGUAUCAUCAAUAAAUAUGGAAUAUCAAAUUGAUAUAUUUUUUGCCCAGACGUGGACAGACAGCCGUCUGCGCUUCAACAGCACCAUGAAGAUCCUGACUCUGAACAGCAACAUGGUUGGCUUGAUCUGGAUCCCAGACACAAUCUUCCGUAACUCAAAGACAGCAGAGGCUCACUGGAUCACCACCCCCAACCAGCUCCUGCGCAUAUGGAAUGAUGGCAAGAUCUUGUAUACCCUCAGGCUUACCAUCAAUGCUGAGUGCCAGCUGCAGCUGCACAAUUUCCCAAUGGAUGAACACUCAUGUCCUCUGAUAUUCUCUAGCUAUGGCUACCCUAAAGAGGAAAUGAUUUACAGAUGGAGAAAAAACUCAGUGGAAGCUGCUGACCAGAAAUCUUGGAGACUUUAUCAGUUUGACUUUAUGGGUCUGAGAAAUACUUCAGAAAUUGUGAAAACCUCUGCAGGUGAUUAUGUAGUCAUGACUAUAUACUUUGAUUUAAGUAGAAGAAUGGGAUAUUUUACUAUUCAAACAUACAUUCCCUGUAUAUUAACAGUUGUGCUUUCCUGGGUAUCCUUUUGGAUUAAAAAAGAUGCCACACCAGCAAGAACAGCAUUAGGCAUCACUACAGUGUUGACCAUGACAACACUGAGUACCAUUGCAAGGAAAUCAUUACCCCGUGUGUCCUACGUCACCGCUAUGGAUUUGUUUGUGACUGUGUGCUUCCUGUUUGUCUUUGCUGCUCUGAUGGAGUAUGCAACCCUCAACUACUACUCAAGUUGCAGGAAACCAAACUGUACUAAGAAGAAAAAGUCGCUACCUGAUGUCAGUUUUGGUCAUGUGAUGAAUUAUUCUGUACUUGAUAUGAGGCCACCAACGACAGUCAUCACAUUGAACAAUGCCAUGUAUUGGCAAGAAUUUGAAGAUGCAUGUGUCUAUGAAUGUCUGGAUGGGAAAGACUGCCAGAGCUUUUUCUGUUGUUAUGAAGAGUGUAAAUCAGGCUCAUGGAGGAGAGGACGGAUUCACAUAGACAUCUUAGAACUGGACUCUUACUCUAGGGUCUUUUUUCCUACAUCCUUCCUGCUGUUUAACCUGGUCUACUGGGUUGGAUACCUCUAUCUUUAAAUGUUGCCUGUAGUGGUGAAGACUGCUUCACACUGUGGAGGGAUGGUGAAAGUGCAGAAGAAGUGAAGGACCUGGUCAGUGUCAUCUCAAAUUGCAAAGUUCACCUGAACCCUCACCAUCACAGAGCCUGAUGAAGAAUUUUCAAAUGUAAUUGCCUGAAAAAGAAAAAGGUGGAAGAAUUCCCUCCUUACUGCUGUUCAUUUUAAGGAAAAGAUUCUUACUGAAUUCAGCUGAAUUUGUGUGUAAGCAAUGUUUAUGAAUAACUUGUAUAUUAGAAUCUUUACUAUUCUCCCUUGGCAUAGAAGCUAUACACAAUUCAGGCAAAGGUUAAAUAUGUCAUUUUUAUUCUUCAUUCCCAUACUUCCUUCAAAAUGCUGCCAUAUCCCUGAGGCUCAGAGCAACAUACACUGGCACUGGCAAAUAAGCCAAAGCUGAAGAAAACCACUCCUUUGUAUUUAAACUUCCUUGAGCUAUGUCCCAUAGGUUUUGGGAUAUAUUUCAUUUAGAGAAACCACCAAAAGACAGAAAGAAAUGUCUUUGGUGGGAUCAAAACAUGAAGUUACUCUCUAAGUUCCUUUCUGUAAAAGUCUGGGAUUCAUGGCAUUAGUCACUUAUAUACACAUAUUGGUUUUAACUUUAGGUGAAAAGGCAGAGUUACAAGAAAGCUAAUAUUUUGAUAUGAAUGAAACACUUGCCUAUCUCUGAGGGACCUGUAGGCAUAACUUCCACAGUUUUUCAAGCUUUUAACUGUCUUUUUUUAUGACUGGUUAAACACAGGAUUGUCAUUGAUUUCUAAAGUACUCUAAGCAGGACAAGACUCCUGCUUGUUUGUGUCAUUGCAGCAGAUCAUAGUUGAUAGGCCAUGAGUAAAAAUGACUACAUAAUAGCACUACGAGUAUGUGGCAUUGGAUUGUAGUUUACUAAAAAGUGCUUUCGUGCAUUCUUAUUUUUCCUCAAAGUUAUUUUUCCAAAUCCAUAAACAAAGGACAUCUUUUCCUCCUUCCAUAAAGUUAAACAUUGCAGUCUUUGCUCAUGACAAUGGUUCAAGACUGAACACUUUUGACUUGAAGAGUGCAUUGCAGGAACUCAAUUAUCACACUUGGAUUAAACAUGGAAUAGUUGUCACAUGUAGAAAAAGAAAAAUUGUUUUGAUUUUUUUCCUAAAGUGCCAACUACAUUUUACCCUAAAAAGCUAUUUUGUAUUUUUCAAGCUUUUGACCAUUACAUUCUUAAAGUCCUCAUUUUUUUCCAAAGCUACUUUUACAGUGUUAAAGUAAAUUACAUCUUUUACAGACUUUCUCAGUAAUUCUUAUUAAGCAAACAAAACAGAUUAAAAACUAAAUAGCAAUGACUUUUCACUACCCUUUGGAUGAAAAAUGGUUACACAUUAUUAAAGUUAAAACAUACUUAAAACCAAACCUCUGCUUUUUUUCUUUUCUGGAGGAUCUGAUAAUUUUUUUUCUUAAGUCUGUCUCUUCCACAUAGUAUUUGAUAAAAAAUGAAUUAUAGACAUGAUUGAAGAGCAGUUCCUUUUCUCCUCAGAAGGAAAAUCCUGCAAAAGAAACCCAAAAACUAAUGCAG